AUGGGUGUGUUCGAUCGCACGUCAGUGAUCGUUGGAGAAGACCAAUGGGGUCGAUUUGGUUUCUCGUUAGCCGCUGUUGGAGACCUCAAUCAGGAUGGAUACAAUGAUUUCAUCGUUGGAGCGCCAUAUGCAGGCAAGAAUAAGGCCGGUGCUGUUUAUGUAAUGCACGGUAGCAAAGAUGGGGUUAGACCGAAAUACACACAGAAGAUCGAAGGUGGAGCGAUGGGAGCAAAAACGAGCACUUUUGGAUUUGCUGUAGCUGGAGGCGUUGAUGUUGAUGGAAAUGGAAUGCCAGCGAUGGGAGCAAAAACGAGCACUUUUGGAUUUGCUGUAGCUGGAGGCGUUGAUGUUGAUGGAAACGGAAUGCCAGAUAUUGCCGUUGGAGCGUGGAAAAGCGGGAAUGUAGCCGUCAUGACGACAAAGCCUGUUGUUACAGUAACUGGUCAGACGGAUGCAGAUAGUGUGACCAUUAACGUUGAGGACAAGAACUGCGAUGUUGACGCGAAGAUUGGAAAACAGGCAUGGUAG
Molecule: messenger RNA, 528 nt
Organism: Strongylus vulgaris
Lineage: Eukaryota; Metazoa; Nematoda; Chromadorea; Rhabditida; Strongylidae
Source: the annotation of a GenBank genome assembly